AUGGGACUGCCUCGCCCGGCAGGGGAUGCGGCAGAGCUGCGCAAGACCCUGAAGCCGCUGCUGGAGAAGCGCAGGCGCGCACGCAUCAAUGAGAGCCUGAGCCAGCUCAAGGGGCUCAUCCUGCCUCUGCUGGGCAGGGAGAACUCGCGCUUCUCAAAGUUGGAGAAGGCCGACAUUCUGGAAAUGACCGUGCGCUUCCUGCAGGAGCUGCCUGCGUCCCCCUACCCCCCGGAAGUGCCACCGCCACGCGACAGCUACCAAGAAGGCUACAGUGCCUGUCUGGCUCGCCUGACUCGUUUGCUGCCUGCCUGCCGCGUCCUGGAGCCCACCGUAAGCGCGCGCCUGCUGGAGCACCUUCGUCGAAGGGCAUCAAGCGUUACCCCUGGUGGCUGGCGGGCUGGAGACUCUGAUGGGCCUCCCUCGCCAGCGCCACCACCUGCGCAGGCUCCUGCGCCCUCUCCACCUGCACCUCCCGGUGGCCCUGGGCUCUGGCGGCCGUGGUAG
This is a messenger RNA of Marmota flaviventris (yellow-bellied marmot), 504 nucleotides long. Lineage: Eukaryota; Metazoa; Chordata; Mammalia; Rodentia; Sciuridae. The record is from RefSeq and is a predicted model, not a curated record.